AUGUUUGAUGAUGUCUCUAUAUCUGUUCUUCUUGGCAACUUCUCUUCUCAUUCUUUUUCUCCCACCACAGGCGUCCUUCAAGGUUCCAUUCUCAGUCCACAUUUGUAUUCAAUCUAUAUCAACUCCCUGCCACCAAUACUCUGCACAGUUGCAUCACCACUCACCUUAACACAUAUCCCAUCAACCUCUCCUUCCUCAUUGGAUGCUUACAAUUCUCUUCUUGCCCCAUCAGAUGCGAAUGACUUUCGACACAUUCACUUGCCUACUGCCAUUAACAGUCUUCUUUUUGCUGAUGAUGUUGCCAUCUUUGGCUCUGUCACUGAUGUUCAGAGUAUGCUUGAUCUUGCUGCCCAACACUCCUUCCAGCUUGGCUACUGUUGGAGUCCUUCAAAAUGUGCUGUACUCUAUCCUCCUUCACGAUCUUUACCAUGUUUUACUAUCUCUCUGUAUGGCGAGUUGCUUCCUGCAGUAAAUGAGUUUAUAUACUUGGGUAUACCUUUCCAUAACAAAGGCAUCUUUGGACCGCCUGUUGUCACUCAUCGUCGUUCUGGAGCAUUGGCUGCUAUGGCAACUCUUACUGCUGUUGGUGCAUGUAGAUCUGGUUUCAGUUUGCUCUUAAGUUCACGUCUGUUCAAAACCUUUAUACGGCCAAAAUUCGAGUAUGGUCUUGCAAUCACAUGUCUUUUGCAAAAAGAUGUUUUACUUCUAGAGAAAAUUCAAGAUAAAUGCUUGCGAAUGAUUGUUGGUGGCCAUGCAACUUCAUCUACUGCGGUCUUGAAACAUAUCUGCAACCUGCCCAGUAUGGCUUUUCGCGUUGACAUUCUCAAAACAAAAUUUUGUCUUCGGGCACACACUCUUCCUUCUGGUUGUCUUCUCUCUCUGCUCCAUUCUCAUCAUCUCCAAGCAUCAACACUAUCCACUCUUCACACAAACCUUCUUUUUGCCAGCAUUCCUCCUGAUCUUAAUUGCUCCAGCCGCAUAAAACUAUCCAAGCACUUUGAGUCUUUUAGACAAGAAAAGUUUGCUCACUUUCAUCUCACCAACACUAAGAUUCUCAUCCAAGCUUGCCGCCCUCUUCUUGAAGUUGAUCCUGUAUUGUUUCUUCCUGCUACACGCAUAGAACGUGGCCGUCUAGUACGUUGGAGAAUGGGCUGGUUGCCUGGUAAGCCAAAGGAGUGUGCAUGUGGCUUUGAUCAUACUUCAAGACGCCAUCUCCAAUUCUGCAUCACAAUCCCAUCUCAGCUGUUCUCUCAACUUCUAGUACCACCCACAGAUGAAGACAACAUCAUUGACUUUGCUAUAUCAGUACUACCAAUCUCGUCUACACAUCCAAGCCCUCUAUAUUGGAAAGCUCUUCUUACAAUACUAUGGCAUAUUGACAUGCUAUGCAAUCCUAAUGGCAACUACACACAUGAAACUGAUCAUGAUUCUCUCUGGCACUAG
This is a messenger RNA of Phycomyces blakesleeanus NRRL 1555(-), 1443 nucleotides long. RefSeq lists its product as hypothetical. The record is from RefSeq and is a predicted model, not a curated record. Lineage: Eukaryota; Fungi; Mucoromycota; Mucoromycetes; Mucorales; Phycomycetaceae. The transcript has a single exon. The coding region runs from base 1 to 1443 and encodes 480 amino acids.